GUGGUCUAGGAGAACGGGACCAGGACGCGGAGCUGGACGCGGACACGCGGACGCACGCAUUACGCGCACACGGCUGUUGAUCCGCGGGCGCGGCGUCGCGCACAUAUUAUUGUCUGGAUGAUUUUAUUGUCGUGCGCGUUGCGGCUCCGAGCGACGCGUCUGUGCGGGGAAUGAGGACCAGCGGCCGGGGAGGAACCAGCGAGAGCCCCCUCCCCCGGUAACCAGCACCGGGCUCCCCUCCCCCGGUAACCAGCACCGGGCUCACGGGACACAGCGGAGGCCUCUGGCUGGAGUACUACAACAAGAGUGCCAAGCCGUCCUGCGUGAAGAGCCCAUCCUUCGCUGUGCAGUCUGGGGCUCGGCUCUGCAGCCGGGUCAAAGGUCAGCCCCGCCCCCCUCCCUACUGGAGCCAAGAUGGCCGACAGCGGUGCUCCUCGCCUCUCCUUGCCGCUCCUGCUGCCCGUCACCACUCUGCUGCUCUCACUGCUGCUCACCAGCUCACACGCCGUAUCAUCCCCACGGUUCACCAAAGUCCCCGUGGACCAGAUCGGGGUCUCGGGGGGCGUGGUCUCCUUCGUGUGCCAGGCGACCGGAGACCCCAAGCCGAGGGUCAGCUGGAACAAGAAGGGCAAGAAGGUCAACUCGCAGCGCAUCGAGACCAUCGAGUUCGACGAGGGAGCCGGAGCCGUGCUCAGGAUCCAGCCGCUCCGGGCGCCGCGCGACGAGAACAUCUACGAAUGCGUCGCCGAGAACAGCGAAGCAGAGAUCACCGUCAACGCCAAGCUGUCCAUCAUCAGAGAGGACCUGCUCCCACCCGGCUUCCCCAACAUCGACAUGGGCCCCCAGCUCAAAGUGGUGGAGCGCACUCGGACCGCCACCAUGCUGUGUGCGGCCAGCGGCAACCCCGACCCCGAGAUCACCUGGUACAAAGACUUCCUGCCCAUCGACCCCAGUGCGAGUAACGGGCGAAUCAAACAGCUCCGCUCAGGCGCCCUGCAGAUUGAGAACAGCGAGGAGACGGACCAGGGGAAGUACGAGUGCGUGGCGUCUAACGUGGAAGGCGUGCGCUACUCGUCCCCCGCUAACCUUUAUGUGCGAGUCCGGCGGGUGCCUCCACGCUUCUCCAUCCCACCCACCAGCCAGGAGAUCAUGCCCGGUGGCAGUGUGAACAUCACGUGCGUGGCGGUGGGGUCGCCCAUGCCUUACGUCAAGUGGAUGCUGAACUCGGAGGACUUGACCCCCGAGGACGAGAUGCCGGUGGGCAGGAACGUUCUGGAGCUGAGCAGCGUCCGUGAGUCAGCCAACUACACCUGCGUGGCCAUGAGCAGCCUCGGCAUCAUCGAGGCGGUGGCGCAGAUCACCGUCAAGUCUCUGCCCAAGCCUCCAGGGACCCCGGUGGUGACUGAGACCACGGCCACCAGUGUGACCAUCACCUGGGACUCGGGCAACCCGGACCCAGUGACGUACUAUAUCAUCCAGUAUCGGGCCAAGUCCCCGGACAGCAAGUACGAGACGGUGGACGACAUCACCACGACACGCUACAGCAUCGGGGGCCUCUACCCCAACACAGAGUAUGAGAUCCGGGUCUCCGCCAUCAAUACUAUCGGCCAGGGUCCUCCCAGUGAGCCAGUGGAAACCCGGACUGGUGAGCAGGCCCCUGCCAGUCCACCGCGGAACAUCCAGGCCCAGAUCAUAUCCCAAAACACCAUGAUGGUCCGAUGGGAGGAGCCCGAGGAGCCCAAUGGGCAGAUCAAGGGCUACCGAGUCUACUACACCAUGGACGACUCCCAGCCCACGAGCCUCUGGCAGAUCCACAAUGUCCAGGACAGCAUCAUCACCACGGUCCAGAGCUUGGUUCCUCAAGAGACCUACACCGUCAAGGUCCUAGCCUUCACCUCCGUGGGCGACGGACCCUUCUCCGAGCCCAUCCACGUCAAAGUCCUGCAAGGAGUUCCAGCUCAGCCCUCCAGGUUCCAGGUUGGCGCUGUGUCUGACACCAGCAUCCAGCUGACAUGGGAAGCUGCUUAUGAUAAAGAAGGAAUUGUAAACUAUGAACUUCGCUACAUGGAAGGCCGUUUUGGAACCCAGAUGAAGAAGACCUUUGGGCCCGCCUCGUCAUACGUGGUAGAAAGCCUCCGGCCCCACACCGAGUACCACUUCUCUCUGGCAGCCAUCUCCGCCAAAGGCAUCGGAGCCUUCACCAACGACAUCUCCCAGAAGACCUUGCAAGCCAAGCCCUCCGCCCCCCCUCAAGACGUUCAGUGCAGAAGCACCAGCUCCACCUCUCUGCUGGUAAGUUGGCGGCCCCCCGCGGUGAGCGGUCAGAACGGGGUCUUGGAGGGCUACCGGGUCCACUACCGGGCGGCGGGCCCGGCAGAGGGCGGCGGUGAGGCCGGGGGGCCCGAGGAGCCGCCCACGGUGCCGGCCCCUGAAGAGCAGCUGCUGCUGCAGCGCCUGGACAAGUGGACCCAGUACCGGGUCAGCGUGGCCGCCUUCACCGGGAGGGGCGCCGGGCCGGAGAGCGAGCCGCUCCUCUGCCGCACCGACGAAGACGUUCCCGGCGCUCCUCCUCGGCGGGUGGAGGUGGAGGUGCUGAACGCCACCGCCCUGAAGGUGGCGUGGCGCUCGCUGACGCCGGGCCGGCAGCACGGGCAGAUCCGAGGCUACCAGGUCCACUACGUCCGCGUGGAGAGCGGCGAGUCGCGCGGCCGGCCGCUCAUCAAGGACGUGAUGCUGGCCGACGCCCAGUGGGAAACGGACGAGACGGCUGAAUACGAAAUGGUCAUUGGAGGACUCAAGCCAGACACCACCUACUCCAUCACGGUGGCAGCCUACACCACCAAGGGGGACGGAGCCCGGAGCAAACCCAAACUGGUGGUGACCAAAGGGGCCGUGCCUGGUCUUCCCUACCUGUCAGUGGCCCAGGACUCAGAAACAUCCGCUGUGGUCCACUGGGAUCCUCCAGAUCUCACCACUGGCAUGGACCUGCAGGGCUACCGGCUCCAGUUCGGCCGGAAAGACGUCUCUCCGUUUGCCACUCUGGAAUUUGCUCCCCAAGAACGGCAGUACUCUGUGGGCAACAUUCACCGGGGGGCCACCUAUCUCUUCAGAGUCUCAGCCAAGAGCAGGGGCGGCUUUGGGGAAGAGGCCGUGGUGGAACUCAGUGUUCCCGAGAAGACGCCCGGGGGCUACCCUCAGAUGGACGAGGGCUCCAACGUGACCUGCUGCUCCGUGCAGCUGUCCUGGUCCCCCCCCGUGCUGGCGGAGAGGAACGGGCUCAUCACAGAGUACACUUUGGCCUUCCAGGAAGCCGGUGCAGCGGGACCACCGCAGGAGCUCCGCUUCCCCCCCAGCCAGUCCAGCUAUGUUCUCAACAGCCUCAAACCCAACUCGGCGUACGAUGUGAAAAUACGUGCACACACCAUUGUAGGUCCAGGGCCCUACAGCCCGCCCAUCCAGUAUCGGACCGUGGCCUCUGACCCAACAGAUGUUCCAAAGAAUUUUACCGUCAAGUGGGCCACCAAAACCACGGUGGUCAUCGCAUGGAAGUUUUCUGAAAGCAGGUCUCCAUACAAAUGCACGAUUGAGUACAACCGUCAGAAGAUGGACGUGGAUGCCCGGCAGAUGAGGGUUCUGGUCACGGGGCUGAAGCACAACACCACCUACGAGUUCAGGGUGGCCUGUCAAGAAAGCCUGGAUGGAGGGCCACGACACCGCGUGGUGGCCAGGACCGCUCCCCUCAUCCUGGUCAAGAAACCCAAGCUGGACAUCUACGCCGAGCCGGACAACAUGCUCACCAUGUCCUUCCCACCGGUGGAUACCAAGGCGGUCAAGACCUUCUAUGUGGUUGUGGUGCCACUUAAGAGGACCUCAGGAUCUGUCAAAAACCUGAAAAACCCAGAUGAGAUGGACAUGGAAGAGCUGUUGCGGGAGGUGACCCCGAAGCGCCGCUCCCGCCGCCAGCUCGCUCAGCUGGACCAGAAGAAGCCCUACAUCACCGCCUGCUUCAGGCAGCUGCCCUCCAGCUUCACGGUGGGGUCGGACCACCGCCACAGCAGCUGUGAGAACAAGCCCCUCGAACCGGGCCAGGAGUACGUCUUCUUCCUGUUGGCUGAACUCAAUGCCACGGGGAAGACGUUUGCCACCAGCCCCUACACGGACACCGUGAUGACGCCCAGGCUGGAGGUGAAGCUCCUGCAAGUCGAGACGGGAGACGGCCUCAUCUGGGUGGUGGGCCCCGUCCUCGCCGUGGUCUUCAUCAUCUGCAUCGUCAUCGCUAUCCUCCUCUACAAAAACCGCAAGAGGAAAGAGGCGGAGCCGCGCACCAAGUGCCUGCUGAACAACGCCGACAUGACCCCCCACCACCCCACGGACCCCGUGGAGAUGAGGCGCAUCAACUUCCAGACUCCAGGUAAAACUAUAAAAUAAACAGAAAGAC
Molecule: messenger RNA, 4438 nt
Organism: Pseudoliparis swirei
Lineage: Eukaryota; Metazoa; Chordata; Actinopteri; Perciformes; Liparidae
Product: receptor-type tyrosine-protein phosphatase S-like
Exons: 22
Coding region: 415-4428 (1337 amino acids)
Biological process (GO): cell-cell adhesion; axon guidance
Cellular component (GO): plasma membrane; axon
Molecular function (GO): protein binding
Source: RefSeq, a predicted model, not a curated record